Molecule: messenger RNA, 324 nt
Organism: Penicillium vulpinum
Lineage: Eukaryota; Fungi; Ascomycota; Eurotiomycetes; Eurotiales; Aspergillaceae
Exons: 1
Coding region: 1-324 (107 amino acids)
Source: RefSeq, a predicted model, not a curated record
AUGUCUUCUCCAGAAAUACUCCGCGACCUAGUCGCAGGAGAGUCUAAUGCUACUGCAACUCCUAGCUCCGCCAUCCCGGACUCCUCUCUCCAAAAGAAAGCUCAGCGAGAUGCAUUAGUGGGCCUUGAUGAGGUCAUUAGGACAAUGAUCCUAGAGCGCACCGCCAUCCAAAAUGAUAUUAUUCAGCAAAGGGCAGUUCUCGACGAUCAGCUUGCACGCCUAUCCUCGGCAGACGAACAUAUCCAGAAUCUCCAGACCGUGUGGGCCACUAUGGCGGCCGGGUUUGGAUUCAUUUCCAAAAAAAAUAAACCACUCACUCGUUAG